AUGCCUGAUUUUCCUAUUUUAUACUUUGUUCGUACUGACAAUGAUAGUGAUUGUUUUAUUAUUAAAAUCGAUGAAAAAAACUACUGUCUAAUUGACAGUGGACCUGCUCACCCUUCAUCUUAUCAAAUUUUUAAAUCUGCGAUUUCAAAAUGUAAAAUAUCAAAUUUUAAAAGAAUUAUUAUUACCAACCCACGUAAGAAACACCUUGGCGGCAUAACCAGAUUCUUAAAAGAAUACUUUUCACCUAAAGAUAUUCAUGCUGAAAAAGUUCCACAACUUGAUCUUGAUGUGGUACUUACUGAAGAAUUUAGCAAUAAACAGAUUAUUGAUAUUCUAAGCCACAAUGGAUUUGAAGUGGAUAAUAAAAAAUCGAACUUUGUGUAUCGAAAUAUAAUUAUGGAUUGCAUUUUCCAUAAAAAUGGGAAACCAUUAAUUUUAAGGCAUAAAAAAGAUGCUGAACAAGACGUAAAUGCAGUAGGAAAUAACGAUAAUGUGACAUUGAUGAGAAAUAAUGCUAAGAUUCAAAAGGAUCAGUCGAGUAUACUUACAUAUUUCCAAUAUUUUAAUGAUGGAAUGAAAAAAUCAGUAUUCCUCACAAGUGAUAAUGUCGCUUCAUGGAUACAAAAAGUAUUAGCUACAAGGUUAAACUUAUAUCAGCCAACGCAACAAAUUGAACGUCCAUACAUUGAUAUCUUUCAA
Racocetra persica is the source of this 699-nucleotide messenger RNA. Lineage: Eukaryota; Fungi; Glomeromycota; Glomeromycetes; Diversisporales; Gigasporaceae. The record is from the annotation of a GenBank genome assembly.